GCACCACCAACUAGCUAGCUUAGCUCUACUACUAUAACCCCCAUCUCCUCUCUCUCUCUCUCUCUCUCUCUCUCUCUGAUCGGUAUGGCAAGGAUGGGGGGGCCACUUAGUGUUGAGAGGGUGGUGGGAGACGUAGUGGACAUUUUCACUCCGAGUGUGGAAAUGAAUGUAACUUACGACUCCAACAAGCAGGUGUCCAAUGGCAUCAUGCUCAAGCCUCUCAACACUGUUUCUAAGCCUCGUGUCGAAGUUGGUGGUAGUGACAUGAGGGCUUCCUAUACACUGAUCAUGACAGACCCAGAUGCUCCAAACCCUAGCGAUCCAUCCCUCAGAGAACAUCUCCACUGGAUUGUCACGGACAUUCCCGGUACGACUGAUGCAUCCUUCGGAAGAGAAAUUGUGGGCUACGAGAGCCCAAACCCAGUCAUUGGAAUCCACAGGUAUGCGUUUGUAUUAUUCAAACAAAGGGGGAGACAAACAGUGACGGCUACCCCAUCUUCAAGAGACCUUUUCAACACAAGAAGGUUCUCCGAAGAAAAUGGAUUAGGGCUUCCAGUGGCUGCAGUGUACUUCAAUGCCCAGAAGGAGGCUUUUCCAAGAAGAAGAGCUACCUAGCCAGCUAUGCAAUAUCCAUUUUUCCCAAAACAAUAUAUAUUUACACCUACAAAGUACCAACUUGUGGGUGGACACAUUUUCUGCCCCUAGGGCUGGCCUACGCUUUUCACUUGCAUGCCUUUUCUGCUCUGCCAAACUUGGUUUUAAUUUUAAUAUCAUAAUUAUGAUUCCAAUUUUUUGUACGCCAAACAAGGGAGAACCAAGAUUUUCACUUUCGGAACUAUGCAGAGAUCACUAUAUAUGUAUCUGCAUAUAUAUAUAUACACUUAUCAUAUGAAAGAAAAGAGUUAUAUGGAGGACAGAAAAAACUGUACCCAGAAAG
Messenger RNA from Malania oleifera, 937 nucleotides. Its product is annotated as CEN-like protein 1. Lineage: Eukaryota; Viridiplantae; Streptophyta; Magnoliopsida; Santalales; Ximeniaceae. The record is from RefSeq and is a predicted model, not a curated record. The transcript is spliced from 4 exons. Bases 85 to 615 code for a protein of 176 amino acids. Gene Ontology annotation, biological process: vegetative to reproductive phase transition of meristem; flower development.